Molecule: messenger RNA, 2580 nt
Organism: Lachancea nothofagi CBS 11611
Lineage: Eukaryota; Fungi; Ascomycota; Saccharomycetes; Saccharomycetales; Saccharomycetaceae
Source: the annotation of a GenBank genome assembly
AUGGAUCGCAGAAGAAGGAGAACUGAUGACGACGAUAACAGUGACGAUGAGCGCGUAGUGCCCCCAUCGUCGCCACAGGGACCUACUAGGGGCAGAGCCUCGCCAUUGGGCUCGCCAGAGGAAAUAGACUUCGAAAAUCCCGAUGGUGAAGAGAUGGCUCCAGAGCAAGAUCUGGACGAGAUGGAAGAACAAUUAGAUGAGGUGGAUCUUAUGGGAGAUGACAUGUACCGGGACUAUGGUUCUGACGUCCGUCGGGACACUUACGAGGAUGCUGGAGUCGACGACCGCGACCAGAGUGAACUCGAUAUUGCGGCAAGACGAAGGAUCGACUCUCAGUUGAAUGAAAGAGAUAGACUGCUGCGAAACGAAGCAUACAUGGACGAUGACGAUGAUGAUCUCGAAAAUGCUGCUGUUGGCGAAAUGGGGCUCCCGAUGCAAAGACGCCGCAGAAGGCGACAAUAUGAGGACGACGAUGAUCUAUUAUCCGAUAUAGAUAUUGACCCGCUAGCCGAAGAAUUGACUUUGGAGUCGCUAAGUGACGUGAAAGCAUCGAGCUAUACCGAAUGGAUUACUCAACCGAAUGUGGCUCGGACCAUUGCCCGUGAGCUCAAGUCUUUCCUGCUAGAAUACACCGACGAAUGGGGUAGAUCUGUGUACGGUGCAAGAAUCAGAACUCUGGGUGAACUUAACUCGGAGUCUUUAGAAGUCAACUAUAGGCAUCUUGCCGAAUCCAAAGCUAUCUUGGCGCUUUUCCUUGCAAAAUGUCCCGAGGAGAUGCUUAAGAUUUUUGAUCUGGUAGCCAUGGAUGCUACGCAACUACAUUACCCAGACUAUGUGAGAAUUCACUCCGAGAUUCACGUAAGAAUCUCAGAUUUUCCAACCGUUCUAAAUUUACGUGAAUUGAGAGAAUCUAAUUUGAACUCUCUCGUGCGCGUCAGCGGAGUCGUCACAAGAAGAACUGGUGUUUUUCCUCAAUUGAAAUACGUGAAGUUUAACUGUCUGAAAUGUGGUGCGGUUUUGGGCCCUUAUUUUCAAGACUCCAAUGAAGAAAUUAAAAUUUCGUUCUGUACAAAUUGCAGAUCCAGAGGCCCCUUCAGAACAAAUGUCGAGAAAACGCUCUAUCGUAAUUAUCAACGGAUUACCCUACAAGAAGCACCUGGCACAGUCCCUGCAGGGAGAUUACCAAGACACAGGGAAGUCAUUUUGUUAUGGGAUUUGGUAGACAUAGCUAAACCAGGUGGGGAGAUCGAAGUAACAGGAGUAUACAAAAACACUUACGAUGGUAACUUGAAUGCAAGAAAUGGGUUCCCAGUAUUCGCCACAGUCAUAGAAGCCAAUUCUGUCAAAAGGAGAGAGGGGGGACAAAGACGCGGAGACGAUGAAGAAGGCUUGGAUACUUUCGGGUGGACCGAGGAGGAAGAAAGAGAGUUUAGAAAAUUAUCGAGAGACCGUGGAAUAAUUGAAAAAAUCAUAUCGUCGAUGGCUCCCUCCAUUUAUGGUCAUAAAGAUAUAAAGACUGCCGUAGCUUGUUCCCUGUUCGCGGGAGUUGCCAAAAACGUAAACGGGAAGCACUCUAUUCGUGGUGAUAUCAAUGUUUUGCUUUUAGGUGACCCAGGUACUGCCAAAUCCCAAAUCUUAAAGUACGUUGAAAAGACGGCACAUCGUGCGGUUUUCGCAACAGGGCAAGGUGCCUCUGCGGUGGGUCUCACAGCAUCAGUGCGUAAGGACCCCAUUACUAAAGAAUGGACUUUAGAAGGUGGAGCGCUUGUGUUGGCAGACAAGGGUGUUUGUCUUAUCGACGAAUUUGACAAAAUGAACGAUCAAGAUCGAACGUCUAUUCAUGAAGCUAUGGAACAACAGAACAUAUCGAUCUCAAAAGCAGGCAUAGUCACGACUUUGCAGGCAAGAUGUGCUAUAAUUGCAGCUGCUAACCCGAACGGGGGUCGCUAUAACUCAGCCCUGCCGUUGGCACAAAAUGUAGACUUGACCGAACCAAUUCUGUCUCGUUUUGACAUUUUGUGUGUUGUAAGAGACUUGGUUGAUGAGGAAAAAGAUGAAAGGCUUGCUCGAUUUGUUGUUGAUUCCCACUUAAGAUCUCAUCCUCUCAACGAUGCCCUGGGUGAAGAAAAAGAUUUAGGCAAUACCGAUAACCGCAUAGAGACUGAUGCUGACGAAGAACUCGUCUCUGCUAGACAUAGGCGUUUGCAGAGAGAAAAACAGAGAGAAGGGGAAAUUUCCCCAAUUCCACAAGAAACUUUGAUGAAGUAUAUUCAGUAUGCGCGGACAAAAGUCUAUCCGAAACUUCAUCAAAUGGAUAUGGACAAAGUGAGCAGGGUGUAUGCAGAUUUGAGACGAGAAAGUAUUACAACAGGUUCGUUCCCAAUUACAGUUCGUCAUUUGGAAUCUAUUCUUAGAAUAGCAGAGUCUUUCGCUAAAAUGAGACUCUCUGAGUUUGUAUCAGCUUGGGAUUUGGAUAGAGCGAUCAAAGUGACAGUCGACAGUUUUGUUGGAGCUCAAAAAAUUAGUGUACGCCGGCAACUACAAAGGUCAUUUGCUAUCUACACUCUUGGUCAGAAUUAG